Messenger RNA from Phymastichus coffea, 6272 nucleotides. RefSeq names its product DNA polymerase zeta catalytic subunit (gene DNApol-zeta). The coding region runs from base 102 to 5936 and encodes 1944 amino acids. Gene Ontology annotation, cellular component: zeta DNA polymerase complex; nucleus. Gene Ontology annotation, biological process: double-strand break repair via homologous recombination; error-prone translesion synthesis. The record is from RefSeq and is a predicted model, not a curated record. The transcript is spliced from 17 exons. Gene Ontology annotation, molecular function: DNA-directed DNA polymerase activity; DNA binding; nucleotide binding. NCBI's taxonomy places the organism in Eukaryota, Metazoa, Arthropoda, Insecta, Hymenoptera, Eulophidae.
CGUGCGUGCUAAUGUGAUUCGGUUUACGCGUGUUAAUCAUUGUUUUUGUUUAUAUUUUGUUAUACUUUUUAACAAAAUCGAUGUGAAAAUCAAGUUGAAAUAUGUAUUCUAUUAGAUUAGUUAUUGCUGACAGUUAUCAAGCAGCUCCAAUACCUGAUGUCGAUCCGACCUUCUCACAAUUUCGGGGAAAUGGAAUUAAACAAGUUCCUAUUGUACGGAUUUUUGGAAUCACUGAUAAAGGUGACAAAGUAUGUCUUCAUGUACAUGGAGUUUUCCCAUACCUGUAUGUUCCUUAUACAGGACAAAUCAAAGCAGAUAUUUUGAUGUACAGACUUGCAGCAUCAUUAGAUGCAGCUAUCAAUGUUUCUCUAGGAGCUGCAAAGUCAAAUACUCAACAUGUUUAUAAAAUUCAAGAAGUAUCUGCUAUACCUUUGUAUGGCUAUUAUAGGAAAGGACAUCAUUUUUUCAAAAUAUAUUUUUAUAAUCCUGCUAUGCAUAAAAGAGCCAUUGACUUGCUGCAGAGUGGAUGUGUACUUGAUUCAAUUUUUCAACCUUAUGAAGCUCAUAUUCCAUUUAUACUACAGUUCAUGAUAGAUUAUAAUAUAUAUGGUAUGAGCAUGAUAAAUGUGAGGAAUGUUAAACAUCGCCAUCAAACUACAGUAUCUCAAAAUGAAGAAAAAUCAUUUUAUACUUCAGACAAUGUACUUGAUUUUGAUAAAAAAGAAUACUUACCAUUUUCUGUAGUAAGACAAAGUGUAUGCAAACUAGAGCUAGAUGUUUGGGCUUCUGACAUUCUCAAUAGAGAAGUCAUUGAUAAAGGAAUUGAUCUCAAUCCUGGUAUUGCUGCAAUUUGGGAAGAAGAGAAAACUAGAAGAACUGAAGCUGGCUUAGGUGGAGAUUCACAAUUAACAUAUCCAGACAGUCCAGCAAGAUCACAAGCAGCAAAAAUUCUAACAGAGAAUGACAUUUACUAUGAAAGAAGAUUUCUGCAGCGUCUAGCUAGUCUUGAAUCUCAGGCUAAUGAAACUGUACUAACACCAAGUAGAGAUCAUUCAUCGUAUCCUAUUCCUGUAUCGCAUAAUAGCCAUUUAUUGAAUGCAUCACAACUGGAAAUACAUGUUGGUCCUGUAGACACUUCUGUUACACAAAGAUUUGUGAAUCAGCAAAAUGUAAAUGAUAAUUUAUCAUUGUCAUUACAAUCUCAAGCUUCAUUCAGCAAUGUAUCUCUAGACACUAGUGACCUUGAUCUUGUAAAUAUCUUAGCAAACUUAGCUGAGAAUCAAGAGAACAGUCGUAAUGAAAUAGAUUCUGAUAGCAUUCUUGGGUCCCAAAUGUCCCAACAAGAUUUUCCUUUGGAACAAGAUAAUAAUGAAUACAAUGAAGAGGAAGAAGUACUUGAUUUGAAUCUUACAUGUUUAGAAUUGGAUAAUUUAAAUUUUAGCUCCUGGGAAAUGUCACAGUAUAAUUCGGAAAAAUCACAGCACCAAACUCAAAAGAGUAUUGGCUCUCAAAUAGAGCUUGUAUUAGAAUCAUUAAACAAUCCUGGACCGUCAAGUUCAACCAAGAAUAUUCCUCAAUUAGAUGGUCCCAUUGAUGACGAAAAUUCAAGAUCAGGUCCUAGCGACGAUACUGAUGUAACAAUAGCAAGACAAGAGUUUCUUGAGUGCGAUUAUAGACGAAGUCGAAGUGGUACACGUUCUGUUCCCGUUACACCUCAAAAAAGGAAACGCGUCUCGAACAGCGAGGACGACGAUUCUCGAAGUCCAGAGGGAAAAAAAUCAAAAAAGCAACUACCAAAAACACCACGACGUUCGCCAAAUAAACGUACGAGUAAACUCACGAGUCCAAGUUGUCCUACCCGUACAUAUUCUCCAUUAAAUCUUGAAAUCAGUAGAGUUGGUCAGGAAACACCCAAAAGAUCUACAACUCCUAUUGCUUCAUCUUGUGCGUCGCCAUCAAAUUCCAGAUCUGUUCGGCAAAAAUUGAGAGAGAGUUUUCGGCGAAAAACAAUAUUUUCACCAGUAAAAGAGUCAAAUGCAGAAAUAGAACACAAUCCAGUUGAAUCUGAGAAUACAAAGUCUUUAAAGACUACGAAGGAACUAUUUAUGCUUAAAAAAUCCGUAAGUAAAACGUCUGAUAGCGACGAUACAUUAGUUGAAGAUUCAGACGAAUCAAACGGAACUCUCACGUCUUUUCCGAUAUUGAAACCAGUUAUUAUUGACGAUAGUGAUUCUAAUCAACCGAAUUCUCAAGAAAAAUUGUCAAACUUAUCAAACUACAUUGGAUCUUUACAAACGUUACCGGAAAAACAAAGAGAUACAUCAAUUCUUCCAAUCGAAAUAUCUUAUACCCAUAUACCAGAAACAGGUUAUAAGAAUUUAGCGGAUGAAGUUAACUCAUCCUUUUUUGCUCAAAUAAAUUCUGAAACAGCUAUGGCAUUGCAGCCUUCUCCGGAUAUACAAUCAAUUUCAGGCAAGGUUACAAAGUACGGCUCCUUCAGAAACGAAAAUAUUCGAAACAACGAAAAUUCAGACCUAGAGCAAAUAAAUAUAGUUAAACAGUCUUUCAGCGAAAUACCUGGAACGAAUCAAAAGAAAUUAAGAGAAGGUGAAAUUCAAUCAUCCUUUUUCAUUCAAACACGUUCUGACGGGGUGAUAACGUUUCCAUCUCCUCCUAGCAGACAACAAGUUUUAGAAAACAUGAAAAAGUACGAAUUACUAAAAUAUGAUGACAGACAUGAAAAUGUAAAUUCAAAGCCAGAAGAACAAAUAUAUAAACAAGCUGAACUCUCUAGCAAUCAAAUUCUUGAAGUCAGACAAAAAGAAUCCUCAAUUUCACCAAAAUGUCAUCUUUUCAGUGAGCAAAAAACGUUGGAAAGCACGAACAAUUCCAAUCCGCGAAAAUGUGAGAACCUUGAGCCUUUCUUUAGUAAUCCAGAGGAUGCAAUUGGUUUACCAACCCAUUAUCAAACCACGAAAAGCUUGAAAAAGCCUCGGUGUAUACCAGAUGAAGCCCACUCUCGUCUUCAAUGGCAAAUAUAUAGUUCGGAGCCAUUUCCAUUUGAUAAUAAUGAUAAAAUAACUGCCCUCACACCGGCGAUACUGCCACCAAGCAAAGAAUCUGUUAUAGCUCGAUGGGAAAAACAAAACAAAUUGAAAAAAGCUCAAGAAAAAGAGGAGAAAAAGAAGAAAAUAGAAAUGGACUUGCAACGUAGACUGACGCAAAGCUCAGCAAUGUUAAGUAAUAACAGCACAAUUGUGGAUCAGACUUUAAGAAUAUCAAAGUUAUUCAAAGACAACCAGGCCAGUGAUACGUCGAAACAUUUAGGAAUUUCUUGUGGUGAAAUUGAAGGUCCAUCACGAACGACUCUAGUUCCUGCAGACGGGGAUAUUGGAGCUAAAGCUUUAGCAUCACAUCAAUUUUUGACAGUAAUUUGUCUAGAAGUACACGUUAUCACGCGGCCAGGUCUUCUGCCUGAUCCAAAAUUAGAUCCGAUUGCGGCUAUUUUCUACGCUAUUUAUAAUGAUGUUCCAUCCGACUGGAACAAAGUGAAAACGUUAGAUUGUGGCGUCAUCAUCGUAGAUCCUAAUAAAGUAAACUCCAAACCUUCACAUGUAACGGGCACCAAUCAAGAUGAGCAGACUUUAUCGUACGUUGCGACCGAAGAAGACUCAUUUGAAAAACUAUUAGCAAUUAUUGCAAGUUGUGAUCCGGAAAUAUUGAUUGGCUGGGAUAUUGAUGUCCAAUCGUGGGGAUACCUUUUUCAGCGCGCUUCUAUUCUUGGAAAAAAUUUAAGUGGCAAAGUUUCGCGCAUUCCAGCAACAAAAUGUACUUGGGAAGAGCAGCGCGGCGAUCCAUCAGCUUCGGAGAUACGAAUUGAAACUUUGGCAGAAGUGAGACUACCUGGUCGUAUUGUCUUGGAAAUUUGGAGAAUAAUGAAAUAUGAAAUAGCUCUCUAUAGUUAUACUUACGAAAACGUCAUGUACAAUGUGAUGAACGAGAGGAUUCCAAGUCCAAGCUUCGAUACGUUAACUCAUUGGUGGCAGUCAUCACUUAGUCAGUGGAGGGUCUUCGAUUAUUACGCUAACAAAGUCAUAGGCAUCAACAGAUUACUGCAUCACUUUGACAUUAUCAAUCGAACAAGCGAGCAUGCUCGCCUGUACGGUGUGCAGUUCUUAGAAGUAUUUUCCCGUGGUUCGCAGUUUCGCGUCGAGUCGAUGAUGCUUCGUAUAGCCAAACCCUUGAACUACAUACCCUGCUCGCCAUCCCCGCAACAACGCGCAAGUAUGCGAGCACCGGAAUCAUUACCUCUUAUUAUGGAACCUGAGUCUACAAUGUAUGUCGAUCCCGUAAUUGUGCUUGAUUUUCAAAGCUUGUAUCCUAGUAUUAUUAUCGCUUACAAUUAUUGCUUUUCUACGUGUUUGGGUCGUGUUGAGCACAUUGGAGCACCCUAUCCAUUUGAAUUUGGGUGUACUACUUUGAAAGUGCCCAAAAAUCUUGCUCUCAAGUUACAAGAUAAAGUCAACUUUGCCCCGUGUGGAGUUGCGUUCGUAAAGCAAGAAGUUCGUCAGGGUAUUUUACCACGAAUGUUGACGGAAAUUCUAAAUACUAGAUUUAUGGUUAAGAAAGCAAUAAAAGACCAUCCUAAAGAAGAUCUCGCAUUACAAAGGGCAUUGUACUCUCGACAACUGGGAUUAAAACUCAUUGCUAACGUUACUUACGGAUACACUGCUGCUAAUUUUAGCGGUAGAAUGCCUUGCAUUGAAGUCGGUGAUAGUGUUGUCAGCAAGGGAAAAGAAACUUUAGAACGAGCGAUCCAAAUUGUUGAGUCCACUCCGAAAUGGGGAGCUCGAGUGAUUUACGGUGACACUGAUUCUUUAUUUGUUUUAGUUGAAGGUAGAUCGAGAGAAGAGGCUUUCAAAAUUGGAGCGGAAAUCGCCGAUAGUGUGACUGCCAUGAAUCCGAAACCAGUCAAGUUAAAAUUUGAAAAAGUUUUGCAACCUUGUAUUCUUCAGACUAAAAAGCGAUAUUGCGGUUACAUGUAUGAAAAUUUAAAUGAUAAGCCAGUUUACUUGGCCAAAGGUAUUGAAACCGUUCGUCGUGACGGAUGUCCUGCAGUCGCUAAAAUUCUCGAGAAGUCAUUAAAAAUUCUAUUCGAAACGAAAGAUUUAUCAAAAGUAAAGCAGUACGUCACAAGGCAACUAGAUAAAGUAUUAAGCGGCCGGGCAUCCAUUCAAGAUUUAACUUUUGCAAAAGAAUUUCGAGGAUUAAAAGGAUAUAAAGCAGCUGCCUGUGUGCCUGCGCUCGAACUUACUAAGCGAAUGAUACAAAAAGAUCCACGAGCUAUACCGAGAACUGGCUCUCGAGUACCUUACAUCAUUGUAGCUGGAGGACCUAAUGAACCUCUUAUACGUUGUGUUAAAUCUCCGAUGGAAGUACUAAUGGAUUCGAGUCUAAGGCCGAAUGCUACUUAUUACAUUACCAAAGUUAUUAUUCCGCCUUUAAACAGGUGUCUGAAUUUGAUUGGAGUUGACGCAUAUGCUUGGUUUAUGACAAUGCCGCAUCGUCAAGCUGCGCAAAGAGUACAAGGAGCUAUGUUAGCUAAUACCAAACGUAAACAAAAAACGACAAUAUCACAGUAUUUAUAUAAUAUUUCAUGUCCAUGUUGUGGACAAGCAUGUGAUAAAGGUAUUUGUAAUGAGUGUAUCAAAAAUAAGAUAACAACACUAAUCGAUCUUCAUGAAAAAUGUCGACAAUAUGAAAGAAUUUAUUCCAAUAUUAAGAUGAUCUGUGAAUCUUGUAUUGGUGUCAAAGAUGCAGACAGCUGUAUAUCCUUAGACUGUCCAAUAUUUUACCGAAGAAUUUGUGCUCAGAGAGACAAUUCGCAAAUUCCUUAUUUGUACGAUUUAAUCAACUCUAUGGAAUAUUUAACUUGAUGUUCUCAUUAACAAGAAACAUGUUAUACAAAACUGUGAUAAUCCAACAAAAAGAGAUGAAUCUAGAUAUCUAUAUAAUUUAUACAAAUGUACAUUUUUGUAAAUAUUGUUAUUAUAUCAAAACUUAUUUUCUUUUUAUAAAUAUUUGUUAACUGCACCCAUGAUUCAUGAAAAUAUAUCUUUUGUUGUAUAAAAAAUUCUAUAGUUGCUUUAUGUGAAGGAUUUCAUCCAGUAGACAUCUUGUUUUUUGUUGAUUCAAUUCCAUUUUUUGAUAAUAAAUUUGUACACUCAUACCAUGGAAGUCAUAGACAUUUUAAAUUCAAAUGAUGCAAAAUG